Darwinula stevensoni is the source of this 2738-nucleotide messenger RNA. The record is from the annotation of a GenBank genome assembly. Lineage: Eukaryota; Metazoa; Arthropoda; Ostracoda; Podocopida; Darwinulidae.
AUGGUUCCAUUGAAGCGAGUGACAGCAGUGGAUGGGUAUCGAGCUCAAGUCCCCUGUCAUCUUCGCGAGGAUAUCCAAGGAAAUCCUCCUUAUCUCGUCCUCUGGUUCAAGGAGGAAGAUUCCGACAUGCCCAUCUACACCUUCGACGCGAGGAUGCGAUCAACGGAGGAUGGGAGGCACCGAGUGGCACCCUUCCUCCAGCCUCGGGCCCAUCUUUCCUAUCUCGACGGGGUGCCUCAUUUGACCUUUGACCCAGUGAGGUACACGGACGAGGGGCUCUACAGGUGUCGAGCCGAUUACCGACGAGCACCUACCUCUUACUUCAAUGUCAACUUGACCAUCGUCAUUCCUCCGCCGCAGCCAACCAUUCGGGAGAUAUCGGGACUCCAAGUUGGGUCCACUGCUGGACCAGUGGACGAGGGAUCCGAUCUUCAUCUCACCUGCGAAGUCGACGGGGGGAAGCCGAUGCCUCGAGUGACAUGGUGGUGGGAAAAUCGUCUCCUGAAUUCUUCCGACGAAAGCGUUUCGCCCGGAGUCGUGAGAUCUCACCUGCAUUUGUACAACGUGGAAAGGAAGCAUCUGAUGACGUCGCUCACCUGCCAGGCUGCCAACACGAACCUCACCGUUCCCGAAUAUCGAAGCAUCAAAAUCGAAAUGAACCUUCCACCGUUGGAAGUGAAAGUCGAGGGUCCUAAGGGUUUUCUGUCAUCGGGAAAGGCCUACGACUUCCAAUGUCGAGUGAUCGGGUCGCGUCCAGCAGCCUUCAUCCGAUGGUGGAAGAACGGUCAAUCCCUCUCCGGACCUAAUUACAUCACAACGGAGAGCGAUGGGAACGUGACGAAGAGUGUGUUGACAUUGACAGUGAAUCGAGAGGACCACGGGAAAAGCCUGGACUGUCGGGCUCACAAUCCCAAGAUGAGUGCUGUCCCCGAUGUUCACGCUUCUGCCAUCCUUCACGUCACUUAUCCACCGGCCGUGAAUGUCCGAUUCGGUGCCAACCUCAACCCCGAAUGGAUCAAGGUCGGUGAUGACGUCUAUUUCGAAUGCAACGUGGACGCAAAUCCCAAGUUUCACAGCCUCAAGUGGCUCCAUGACGGAAAGGAGUUGUCGCACGAUCCGAAAAUGGGGGUGAUUGUGACGGAAUCGACCUUAGUAAUUCGAGGGAUCCAACGUCGUCAUGCUGGGAAGUACGAAUGUCUGGCUGAGAAUUCUCUUGGCCGCUCGAACAGCUCUCCUCUUUCGCUCCAAGUUCAACAUGCACCGGAGUGCAAGCCCCAGCAAGCGAGCAUUUACGGCGUGGCCCCUUACGAGAGGAUCAACAUAACGUGCGACGUGGAAGCCAAUCCGGAUACGGUCCGUUUCCAUUGGAGGUUCAAUUCCUCAUCCGCCCAACUCACGGAAUUCCCGGCUCAGGACUAUUGGAGUGCUGGGACUCGGAGCACCUUGAUCUACACUCCAAGGACUCCGAUGGACUUCGGGACCGUCGUCUGCUGGGCUUCCAAUCCCGUCGGAAAUCAACAAGUCCCCUGCACCUUCCACGUCGUCGAAGCCGGUCAUCCGGAUCCCGUGAGCAAUUGUUCGAUCCAGAAUCAGACAGACAACACAUUUUACGUGGAAUGCUUGCCAGGAUUCGAUGGGGGCCUCAAGCAGUUCUUCCAUAUGGACGUCUUCGAUUCUGAUACCAUGGAGCUAAAGGCCAAUCGCACCACUCCCAUCCCUCGCUUCACCGUCAAAGGUCUAGAAGAGGACCUAUCAUUAUUGGUGUACGUGUACGCGUCGAACGCGAGGGGGAAGAGUCCGAUAACGUCCUUGGAAGCACGGACUCCACGCGUUAUGGAGAACAAAAUGGACAAAGAGGAAGGUCGGGGGCUUACGCUGGCGUUGACGCCACUUGUCAUGCUUUUGGCGGGGGGAAUCGGAGCCAUCGUCCUCACCACCGCCAUCGUUCUCAUCUUCCUCGUCCUCAGGAGAAGGCAGCGUCGCUCUCGCUCUCGCUCGCCCCAACACAAACACACGAUCUCGGAGGGGAAGAGAAAUCUUAAUUCCGAUCCCCCAUCAGACGAGAAGAACCCAGACAUCAUUUCCAAUAUCAAUCCUCAAGGAGAUGGGAACGAAGGGAGCUUCUCUGCUGUUCCUCUCUUCAAGAAUGAGGCUUCGGCAUCGACGGGAUUUCCGGUAUCUCCUGCCGAGUGGCCCCUGCCUCCCGGAGAGCUCCGCACCACUCAGGGAGAAGGGUUGCUAUACACGGACCUGACGGUGCCCCGGAGGAGGUCGGGACGAAGUCCCGCUCAAGAUCAUAUGUUACACCAUCUAUACCAACAGCAACAACAUCCUGCGACAUCAUCCCCGGGAAGCGUGUUUUUUGCCGGUCCCGAUUAUCUGCAGACAUUCGAAGCCUCCAUAUCCAAAUGUAGCGGGAUCCAGCUGGAUCACACGGAAAGUGUCGUGUGAUCCAUCCCUCAAAAUGUCGUGACGCUCCUCGGUGCAUGACACUCCUCGGUGCAUCCUCGUUGACGAGUUCCUCUCUUGUCGGCACGGCAAAAUUUCCCCUCCCCUGUUGCUUCGUGUUGAUAAGUGUUUAUUUAUUCAUUUAUGCACCCAUGUACUUAUUUAUAUGUCUAAUUUAUUCGUUCGCGGCAUUCAUCCGGUGUCCCCCGUUUUGAUUUCGCUUCGCAAGAACUCAUUCAAUUCAGUCAUCGAUUUCUGUGAUUCAUGUUAUAAAAUGACUUUCUUUCAUA